AUGACGGCGAUCCGGGCGCUCCUGCUCUGCUCCUGCCUGGGGCUGCUGCGGCCGGGGGGCGGGCAGCCCUUCCUGCGGCUGCGACCCUCGCCCAGCGACAACCUGCCCGUCAAAGACAUCGUGGAGCACCCGGAUCCCGAGUACGACCCCAAGGAGCAGGACCUGGACGAGAGGACGCUGAGGAAGAAGCUGGGCAGCCAUUUCGACCCCGGUUUCAUGGCCGUGGCCGUGCCGGGGCCGGCCAACGCCUCGGGCGCCGAGGCGGCGGCGGGGCGGGGGCGGGCGGCGCUGCCCGCCGAGCUGCGGCGGCUGGAGCUGGGUCCGCCCCAGGGACCGCGCCUCAAGGUGGGCAAGAAGGCGCGGCGGAAGGUGCUGCAGUGGCUCUGGGCGUACACCUACUGCCCCGUCCUCUACACCUGGAAGGACCUGGGCGUCCGCUUCUGGCCCCGCUACAUCAAGGAGGGCAACUGCUUCGCCGAGAAGUCCUGCUCGCUGCCCGAGGGCAUGUUCUGCAAGCCCGUCAAGUCGGUCACCAAGACCUUCCUGCGCUGGCACUGCCAGGGCUGGUCCAGCCAGAAGUACUGCACCUGGAUCCCCGUGCAGUACCCGCUCAUCUCCGAGUGCAAGUGCUCCUGCUAG
Molecule: messenger RNA, 639 nt
Organism: Gavia stellata (red-throated loon)
Lineage: Eukaryota; Metazoa; Chordata; Aves; Gaviiformes; Gaviidae
Product: noggin-2-like
Exons: 1
Coding region: 1-639 (212 amino acids)
Biological process (GO): osteoblast differentiation; negative regulation of cell differentiation; dorsal/ventral pattern formation
Source: RefSeq, a predicted model, not a curated record